Molecule: messenger RNA, 2380 nt
Organism: Mixia osmundae IAM 14324
Lineage: Eukaryota; Fungi; Basidiomycota; Mixiomycetes; Mixiales; Mixiaceae
Exons: 4
Coding region: 68-2278 (736 amino acids)
Biological process (GO): mRNA cis splicing, via spliceosome
Cellular component (GO): U1 snRNP; U2-type prespliceosome
Molecular function (GO): protein binding; RNA binding
Source: RefSeq, a predicted model, not a curated record
UGCGAGUCGCCCGUCGCGACUUUUUCGGUGUCGCCAGGCUUGGCUUGGCUUCGAUCCGAGUUGGACCAUGUCUGCAGCACCGGAGACGGUAGCAUGGGCCGAGUUCAGGAGCCCCGACGGGCGAGCGUACUGGUACAGGGCCGACACCAAAGAGAGCGUCUGGGAGAAGCCGGCCGAGCUCAAGAGCAAGGCAGAGAUUGCAUUGAGUGACACGCCCUGGAAGGAGUACGACUCGAAUGGCCGCAAAUACUGGUACAAUGCAGAUGACAAGACGACGACAUGGGAGAUGCCCGAGCAAGUCAAACAGAUCAUGGCCACUCUACCUCCCGAGGCACAUCUUGCACCUUCGACUGUCCAGCCUGCACAAGCCAGCCCUGGCCUCGCCGCGCCUGCAUUCGUACCUGCCACUUUCGACUCCAACAUGAUUGGCGGCGGCCAACUCGUCGCUGCGGGUGGCUUCCUGCCCGGGAGCGGCGGACUGUCCUCGUCAGUAUCGACUGCGCCACUGGGCUCCAUGCGCGUCGACUUCAACAAACCCGAAGAUGCCAAGAACGCCUUCAAUCAGCUGCUGCGUCUUGCGGGCGUCAAUCCUACUUGGACAUGGGAACGAACUAUGCGCGAUCUCAUCACUGAGCCCAUGUUCAAGUCACUCCGUACAAUGGGCGAGCGCAAGGCUGCCUUCGAGGCCUACAUCGCCGACUUUGCACAAAGGGAAAAAGAUGCGCGUCAGAAGAGUAUCGAUCGUCUGCGUCCUGCUUGGAAAAAUGGGCUCGGCCGCGCUGUAGAGGCAGGCAUGAAGAGCUGGUGGAGCUGGGAGAGAACAAAGGCAGAGCUAUCGCGCAAUAUGAGCGAGAUGUGGUCAUCCGCUCGCAACGAUGAUGAGCGUAGAACGCUCUGGUCCGAAUACAUUGCAGAGCUCAAGGGCAGAGAGGAGACGAAGCGUCAGCAAGUAUUCAAGUCCAACGUCGAUAAAGUCCACCAGAUCAUCGCUAGCCUGCACCUCGAGCUUUCGACGAGCUGGCGAGAUGCACGCUACAUGAUCGAGCGAUCGGACGACUGGCGCGCCGAUCCAGAGCUCAACCAAUUUGAGCUGGUCCAUGUGCUCGGCAUCUUUGAGGAGUAUGCCAAGAAGCUCGAGCAAGAGUCGUUCCAGGAACGCCAAAAGCUUCGUGCCGAAAAGACUCGCAAUCAGCGCAAGCGUCGAGAAGCUUUUGCUGAUCUGCUGCUCGAGCUUCGCAAGGAAGGUCAGAUCAAAGCGGGCAGCAAGUGGAAAGAUGUCUAUCCGCUUUUCGACAAAGAUACUCGCUAUACCGAUCUGCUCGGCAAUCCCGGCUCAAACCCUCUCGAUCUUUUCCAUGACGUGGUCGAUGAGCUUGACCAAGUCGUCGAGGAGCACGCUGCAGCCGUCGAGUCUGCUCUCAAGACACAGGCCAAGGCUAUCGAUACUGCUUGGACGAUUGCUGAGCUCAAGACCCAUCUCGCCGAUAGCAAAGUCAUUUUGACUGACGAUCAGUUGUCGGGUGUGCUUGCCUUUGUACAAAUUCGCGAAGCUGCAAAGGCGAGAGCAGAGGUCGAGCGCCAGGAACGCCGAAAACGAGAGAAGAUGGAUGAUCUGCGCUUCGCUCUGCGCAACCUCAGACCUGCCAUUGCUGCUGAUAGCACAUACGAAGAGGCAGAACCCAUGAUGAAGGAUUUGCGCGAAUUCAAGGCGCUCGAAGCAGAGGAUCUCCGCAAGCUCGUCUUCGAGAGCCACAUCUCGCGACAGAAGGAGAAACUCAGAGAGCGCGAACGCGAACGAACGCCGUCCGAUGCGGGAUCGCGCGGCGGAGAGAGCGUGCAUUCUGGCGGUGGCAGAGAGUCUUCUCGUGCGCGACGCAGGGGUCCCUUCGAGUCUCGUCCAGACCACCGUAGCUCUCGCAGAUCUCUCGAGCCUUCUCCUCGUGGCGACCAUGAUUCGCGCAGACGCCAUACCGACGAACGCAGAUCAGAUCGACACGAUGACCGUCGACCGGAUGAACGCAGAUCGGACCGUUAUGCAGACGAGCGCAAGGCCGAUCCUCAUCGGAGUAGGCGUAGACGCGAAGCGACUGAGGAGAAGGAGCGCACACCGCGCCGAGAGGCCGACAGGGAAGAUGCUCGCCCGGAAGCCAAAGUCGAGGAAGAGGGCGAGAUUGCAGAGGAUAUCAAGCCGGCAUCGUCGUCACCCAGUGAGCCUCGGUCGCGAUCUAGGCGGGAUGAUGAGCGCGACGCAAAGCGCACUCGAUUAUCGUCUCGUUAGCGUCGCUUCUGGGCCCGUGAGCUCAUACUGCGAUGAUGGCGACCAGCAGGAUGACGAGCACGAUGAUGAGGAUGAGAAUGCAAAUGCUCGAUCGCGAGUCUG